AUGUCUGGUGAGACUAAGACCACAGGGACUGAAAAUUGUCCAGCUUUACGCUCACAGCAACAGAGGCCUCAGAGAUGCCUUAAUGACAGGUACAAACGUACAGAGGAAUUGCGGAAGCGUCGAGCCAAGAAAAAUGUGGGAGACCCAGACAUUGUAAAGUCUCCUAGUGACCAUAAGGAAUACAGGUACAUCAAAUUAAAAAAUGGCAUGAAUGUGCUGUUGAUAUCUGACUGGACAAUUGAUGAUUGCACUUCUUCUGAUGAAUCAGACACUGAACUAGAUGACAUCAUAAUAUCCUCUGGAACAGAUGAGGAAGAAGUUCUUGCUGCAAGAAUGCAGGAAAUUGAGAGAAAGGAUAGUAAUAUCAAAGAAUCUGAGGAUGGAUCUGUGGAAGGUGAAGCUAGAAGUGAUGAAACAGAUUAUGCUGGUAGCGAUAGCAUUGUCGAAGGUGAUCUUGGAGAAAGAGAAGCCCUGGAUGACCCUGAAAUAUAUGAAGAAUUAGUGAAACAAGAAGAUGAAAGUAAGAUGGGAAGUACAGAAAAGCAGUCUGCAGCCGCCCUUGCUGUUGGUGUCGGUAGUUUCUGUGACCCUGAGGAUUUACCUGGAUUAGCUCAUUUUUUGGAGCAUAUGGUAUUUAUGGGUAGCCAGAAAUAUCCGGAUGAGAAUGGGUUUGAUACAUUCUUAAAGAAGCAUGGAGGCUCAGACAAUGCUUCGACUGACACAGAACGAACUGUUUUCCAGUUUGAUAUUCAAAAGAAAUAUUUUAAAGAAGCACUUGACAGAUGGGCACAGUUCUUCAUUCAUCCUCUGAUGAUUAAAGAUGCUAUUGACCGUGAAGUUGAAGCGGUGGAUAGUGAAUAUCAGAUAGCAAGACCCUCUGAUGCUAACAGAAGAGAACUGCUGCUUGGUAGUCUUGCAAAACCAGGACAUCCUAUGAGAAAAUUCUUCUGGGGUAAUGCAGAGACACUGAAACAUACACCAAAAAAGAAAGGCACUGAUACCUAUGCAAGACUGAGGGAUUUCAGAAAACGAUACUACUCAGCUCACUACAUGAAUCUAGUUGUCCAGUCUAGAGAAACCCUGGAUACUUUGCAAAAAUGGGUGACGGAAAUUUUCUCACACAUCCCAAAUAAUGGAUUACCCAGACCAGACUUUAGUCAUCUGAUGAAUCCUUUUGAUACACUGGAAUUUCACAAGAUUUACAAAGUUAUUCCAGUGAAAGAAAUACAUUCUUUGAACAUCUCUUGGGCUGUUCCCCCUCAGGAAAAGAAUUACAAGGUGAAGCCCCUGCAUUAUAUCUCUUGGCUGAUAGGACAUGAAGGCAGUGGGAGUGUGCUCUCCUUUCUUAGGAAGAAGUUUUGGGCUCUUGCUUUAUAUGGAGGAAAUGGUGAGACAGGAUUUGAACAAAAUUCUACCUAUUCCAUCUUCAGCAUUUCAGUGACUUUGACAGAUGAAGGCUUUGAACAUUUCUAUGAGGUUAUUCAUCUUAUAUUUCAGUAUUUAAAGAUGUUGCAAAAAAACGGGCCAGAGAAAAGAAUAUGGGAAGAGAUUCAGAAGAUUGAAGCUAAUGAAUUUUGUUUCCAGGAACAGACUGAUCCAAUUGAGUUUGUAGAAAAUAUUUGUGAAUAUAUGCACAUCUUUCAAAAGGAGGACCUACUGACAGGAGAUCAACUACUGACUGAUUAUAAUGCUAAUGUCAUUGCUGAUGCCCUUAAUCAUCUCAUCCCUCAAAAAGUAAACAUCUUUCUCUUAUCUCCUUCCCAUGAGGGACAAUGUACCAAGAAAGAAAAGUGGUUUGGGACACGUUAUUGUAUGUUAGACAUUGACCCAUAUUGGAGCAAGCUGUGGGACAGUGAUUUCCCUCUCAAUCCAGAUUUACAUCUGCCACAAGAAAAUAAAUAUAUAGCCACAGAUUUCUCUGUGAAAGAAUCAAGUCCUCGAGCUCCAGAAUAUCCCACCAAAAUAAUAAAUGCACGUGAAGGGUGUCUAUGGUACAAGGAAGACAAUAAAUUUGGUGUCCCCAAAGGAUUUAUCUGUUUCUACCUGGUAUCACCAGUAAUAUUACAGUCUGCACUGAACAUGGUGCUUUUUGAUACUUUUGUAAGCAUCCUCAGCCAUAACCUUGCUGAACCAGCAUAUGAAGCCGAUGUUGCUCAGUUGGAAUAUAAAGUGAUUGCUAAAGAGCAUGGCUUGACCAUUCGAGUGAAAGGCUUUAACCAUAAACUACCUCUGCUGUUUCAGCUGAUUAUCAAUAAUUUAUCUGACCUCAAGAUCACACCUUCAAACUUCCAGAUGAUAACAGAGCAGCUUAAAAGGUCGUAUUUUAAUUAUCUCAUCAAAGCAGAUACACUGGCAAAAGACAUACGACUAUCAAUACUGGAGCAUGGCAGGUGGUCAUUAAUAGAGAAAUAUGAAACUUUGAUUAAUGGUAUUUCUAUAGAAUCCCUAACAAAAUUUGUGAAUACUUUCAAAUCAAACCUGUGGAUAGAAGGACUCGUCCAAGGAAACUUCACAGAAAAUGAGUCAAAGCAGUUCAUGAAUUAUAUCUCUGAGAAAUUGAAUUUCCAUCCUCUAAUACACCCAUGUCCUAUUCAGUUUCGAGUGACGGAACUGCCUAAUACUCACAUCCUAUGUAAAGUGAAAUCUCUUCACAUUGGGGAUGCAAACACUGAUGUCACGGUCUAUUACCAGACUGGUGCUAAGAAAUUGAAAGACUAUUCACUCACAGAACUGCUUGUGAUGCACAUGGAGGAGCCAUGCUUUGAUUUCCUGAGGACCAAGAAUACACUGGGCUACCAUGUCUACCCUGCUACAAGAAAUACUUCUGGGAUCCUGGGUUUUUCUGUUACUGUAACAACACAGGCAACCAAAUAUAACUCUGAAUUUGUUGACAAAAAAAUAGAAGAAUUCUUUGCACACUUUGAGAAAAAACUCCACAAUUUGUCUGAAGAAGAAUUUCUUGCUCAGGUCUCUGCUCUAAUCAAACUUAAGCGAACCGAUGACUCCCAUCUUGGAGAAGAGGUGGACAGAAACUGGAAUGAAGUGAUUACUCAGCAAUACGUCUUUGACAGACUUGCCCGAGAGAUCGUAGCACUGAAAAGCCUUACUAGAACCCAGUUGGUUGAGUGGUUCCUACAUUUCAGAAAAAAGCACAAGAGAGUUUUGAGCAUCCAUGUGGUAGGCUAUGGUAAACAAGAAGGGGACGCAAAUGUUAGACAUACUUCCAUUGUCCAAGAAUCUAUGUUUAACAGAGAACUUCAACUAACCUUUUUGCCUUCUUCUCCUAUGUUGAAUGUCCCCCAUAUCCUGGACAUUCGAGCUUUCAUCUCAACUCUUAACAUUCUUCCUUACCACAAGAUAUUAAAAUGA
Molecule: messenger RNA, 3369 nt
Organism: Candoia aspera
Lineage: Eukaryota; Metazoa; Chordata; Lepidosauria; Squamata; Candoiidae
Product: nardilysin-like
Exons: 31
Coding region: 1-3369 (1122 amino acids)
Biological process (GO): proteolysis
Molecular function (GO): metal ion binding; metalloendopeptidase activity
Source: RefSeq, a predicted model, not a curated record